AUGGGGAACAGUGCAUCUGCGACAACCGUCGCCCCAACUGCAGAAGAAAAAACCGGGCAAGCUCCAGCGCCUGACACGAAGCCGAAGAAGAAGAUAUGCUGCGCCUGCCCCGACACAAAGAGGCUGAGGGACGAGUGCAUCGUGGAGCAUGGCGAGGAUGCGUGCGGGAAGUGGAUCGAAGCCCAUCGCCUAUGCUUGAGAGCCGAAGGGUUCAACGUCUGA
Triticum turgidum subsp. durum (durum wheat) is the source of this 222-nucleotide messenger RNA. Lineage: Eukaryota; Viridiplantae; Streptophyta; Magnoliopsida; Poales; Poaceae. The record is from the annotation of a GenBank genome assembly.